Molecule: messenger RNA, 636 nt
Organism: Suillus subalutaceus
Lineage: Eukaryota; Fungi; Basidiomycota; Agaricomycetes; Boletales; Suillaceae
Product: P-loop containing nucleoside triphosphate hydrolase protein
Exons: 2
Coding region: 1-636 (211 amino acids)
Molecular function (GO): TBP-class protein binding; ATP hydrolysis activity; DNA binding
Source: RefSeq, a predicted model, not a curated record
AUGGUUUCCAAUUACUACAGUAUUCAGUACGCACCGAAAUUACUUGCUCUACGGCAACUACUCACAGAUUGCGGUAUUGGAGGCAGUCCUUCGGUUACUGGUGAAAGUGGGAAGAUCGAUCCUGCGGAGAGCUUGUCCGAGUCGAGCAGUGCAUUCUCCCAACAUCGUGCUCUAAUCUUCUGUCAGAUGAAGCAAAUGUUGGACAUCAUCGAAAAUGAUCUCUUCAAGCAAUACAUGCCUUCCGUCACAUACAUGCGACUCGAUGGCGGAACCGACCCCAACAAGCGUCAUGCUAUUGUUCAAACAUUCAAUUCGGAUCCCAGUAUUGACUGCCUCUUAUUGACAACGCACGUUGGUGGGCUUGGUCUUACCCUUACUGGGGCGGAUACUGUGAUAUUUGUGGAGCAUGAUUGGAAUCCUAUGAAGGAUCUUCAGGCCAUGGACAGAGCUCACCGGAUUGGACAAAAGAAGGUCGUUAAUGUAUAUCGCUUGAUUACGAAGGGCACGCUGGAAGAGAAGAUCAUGGGGUUAGUUCUGUAUUUAUUCUUUUUUUGUAUCUUCGAAGACAUUCCCGCAGAAGAUAAAUAUGAGGGACUUGAUCUGUCGAAUUUCAUGGACUCCUUGGGCAUGCAGUGA